AGGGCUGGAGAGAUGCCAGGCUGCUUGAGGUACCUGCAGUUGCUACAGGUUUUGCUCCACAAAACACCAGUCCAGGCAGCGGCGUUUCCUCCUGCGUGCACUCGGCAGCCCCAAGCCCCGGAUCCGACAUGGCAAAAUGCGGAGCGUGUGGUCCAGGAUACGCAACUCCCCUGGAUGCCAUGAAAGGUCCCCGGGAGGAGAUUGUGUACCUGCCUUGUAUCUACAGAAACACUGGGAUAGAGAAACCUGACUACCUGGCCACUGUAGAUGUCGACCCCAAAUCUCCACGCUACUGUCAGGUGAUCCAUCGCCUGCCCAUGCCGAAUCUGAAGGAUGAGCUCCACCACUCUGGGUGGAAUGCCUGUAGCAGCUGUUUUGGGGAUGCCACAAAGAGAAGAAAUCGUCUGAUUCUGCCAAGUCUGAUCUCUUCUCGGGUUUAUGUGGUGGAUGUGGGAACAGACUCCCGAGCUCCUAGAAUCCAUAAGAUUGUUGAGCCAGUGGAGCUAUUCUGGAAGGGUAAUGCAGCUAAUCCUCACACCUCUCACUGUCUGGGCAGUGGUGACAUCCUAAUCAGCUGUUUGGGAGACCCUUCUGGCAAUGGCAAAGGUAGUUUUAUUUUGCUGGAUGGAGAGACCUUCGAAGUGAAAGGAAAUUGGGAGAAUGGGGGAAAAGUGCCCGCCCUGGGUUAUGAUUUCUGGUAUCAGCCUCGACACAAUGUCCUGAUGAGCACUGAGUGGGGAGUCCCAAAGUUCUUGGCAGAUGGGUUUAACCCAGCUGAUGUAGAGAAAGGGCUGUACGGCCACCACAUCAACGUGUGGGACUGGAGCACUCACACCUUCAUCCAGGCCAUUGACUUGGGGAAGGGCUCCAUACCCCUGGAGAUCCGAUUCCUCCACAAUCCAGAUGCUGCAGAAGGGUUUGUUGGAUGUGCUCUGAGCAGUGCAGUGCAUCGCUUCUACAAGACACAGAAAGGGGACUGGGCAGCAGAGAAGGUGAUUGAAGUACCCAGCAAGAAGGUGCAAGGAUGGCUUCUCCCUGACAUGCCUGGUCUCAUCACUGACAUCCUCAUCUCGCUGGACGACAGGUUCUUGUACUUCAGCAACUGGCUGCACGGAGACAUCCGCCAGUACGACAUCUCCAACACCCGCCAGCCCAAACUGGUGGGGCAGGUGUUUCUGGGAGGCAGCAUUGUCAAAGGUGGGCCUGUAACAGUAGUGGAGGACAAGGAAUUGCAGUGUCAGCCAGAACCAUUUGUGAUCAAAGGGAAGAGAGUGCCUGGUGGACCUCAGAUGAUACAGCUUAGCUUGGAUGGGAAGAGACUGUAUGUCACCACCUCUCUCUACAGUGGCUGGGACAAGCAGUUCUACCCAGAUCUUGUCAAGGAAGGCUCUGUCAUGCUGCAGAUCGAUGUGGAUACUGAAAGAGGUGGAUUGAAAGUGAAUAAAAACUUCCUAGUGGAUUUUGGGAAGGAACCUGAUGGGCCUGUCCUAGCUCAUGAGAUUCGUUACCCUGGUGGAGACUGUUCUUCUGAUAUCUGGAUGUAAUUGUUCUCUGGAGCUGGUUUUGCCACUUUUUCUCUCUGUCUCCUGCCCUCCACUUCCCUUUCACACAGGGGAAUCGGGUCAGCUGGAACUUUGUCCGCUCUCUAAAUUCAGACAUCCAUUAGGAUGAGCUACAGAAGCUCCACAUUCUUCUCAUUCUGAGGCAGCCAAGUGAAUCUUUCUGAAACAUGAUAUACUUCUCAUUUUUCUCUGCUCCUUCCCCUUCCAUAAGAUCCUGUGCAAUUACUAUUGACUGUAGGUUUCAAGCCCAAGGUCGUCAGCCUUUUGUACUACUUUGUUGUGCCACUCUCUGCCUUGCCACUUCUUGUUGGUGGAGAAACUGUAUCUAAGUAACUCCAUGAGAAGGAAACAUUCCAUGGGCUUGCCCCAGAGCCAGAGUAUCCUGUCGCUGCAAAGCUUAAGCUGCUUUUAAUUUGCUCAUGAAGUAAUCAGUGCUUUACAGCAGACACAGCAUAAAAAUCAUACAUUUCUCAUCUGUUUCUGGAGCUUGGUUGUAUUUUAACAUUUCUGCACAAAUACUAUAAAAAAUCAGCAAUAAAAGUGUUCUUCAAGUCA
Messenger RNA from Colius striatus (speckled mousebird), 2117 nucleotides. Its product is annotated as methanethiol oxidase. The transcript has 13 exons. Bases 129 to 1544 code for a protein of 471 amino acids. The record is from RefSeq and is a predicted model, not a curated record. Lineage: Eukaryota; Metazoa; Chordata; Aves; Coliiformes; Coliidae. Gene Ontology annotation, molecular function: protein binding; selenium binding.